CGCGAAAGGUAAACAAAGUUCUUGCUAAGCUUGUAGCAUGGUGAAAUUUCUCCAAAAUGUAGCUGAAGUGGAAGUUAAAGCGAAAGACAGUCGAUGUGAAUGUAUUUUCUGUUUUUACAAAGCUUAGUCAAAGCAAAGCUAAUAUCAAGAAGUUCUGAAUGAGUCGUUUUAGCAACUGCUUUUUCACGCGGAUCUGACAACGUUAGUGGAUAUUGAGUGUCGAUGGAGCAGAAGCUUGCGGAGUUCAGAGCUCGACGACAGGCUGAAAAUGCUGCUAAAACGGAUCAGGGCGCUGGUCCACAGGACACAGCUCCGACAGUAGCUGCUCAGCCUGAAACAGCAUCAAGAGCUGACAGGCAACAGACAGAAAACAACCGAGCUGCGGCUCACAGCUCUCAAACCCAGGACCGUAGCGACUGGCUGUUGGACACCGCUCUGGGAAGAUGGCUGGCGUCGAGACAGUUUGUCAUCUCCAACCUUACUUUGCUCAAAGUGCUGCUUUGGCUGGUGCUGCUCGGCCUGUUUGUUGAACUGGAGUUUGGUCUGCCCUUCUUCGUCAUCUCUCUCUUCUACUGGCUCUACGAAGGGCUCCGGAGCCCAGCGGCCCGCAAGCCCGGAGAACUGAGCGCUUAUUCUGUCUUCAAUCCAGACUGUCAGCCUCUGCUGGGCUCCCUCACUGCAGAGCAGCUGGAGGGAGAGAUGGGUUACAGACCUAUGGCUAACAGAUGAGAUGCUUGUGAUUUGCACAUUUUUAUUAAAUAAUCAGGCUUUUUUUCCCCCAAAGAUGUUAAUUUACUGUGACUUAAAAUUGUAACAUCAGUUUAUUACUGUAUGUCUGAAUAACACAUAAAACUGUCUGCUUACA
Molecule: messenger RNA, 865 nt
Organism: Toxotes jaculatrix (banded archerfish)
Lineage: Eukaryota; Metazoa; Chordata; Actinopteri; Toxotidae
Gene: saysd1
Product: SAYSVFN motif domain containing 1
Exons: 2
Coding region: 223-729 (168 amino acids)
Source: RefSeq, a predicted model, not a curated record